AACAAGUGCACCGCAGCUAUGGCAAGAACCAAGCAGACGGCCCGUAAAUCCACCGGAGGCAAAGCCCCGAGGAAGCAGCUCGCCACCAAAGCCGCCCGUAAGAGCGCUCCAGCCACCGGCGGCGUCAAGAAGCCUCACCGCUACAGGCCCGGCACCGUGGCUCUGCGAGAGAUCCGUCGCUACCAGAAGUCCACCGAGCUGCUGAUCCGCAAGCUGCCCUUCCAGCGUCUGGUGCGAGAGAUCGCUCAGGACUUCAAGACGGACCUGCGCUUCCAGAGCUCCGCCGUCAUGGCCCUGCAGGAGUCCAGCGAGGCUUAUCUGGUCGGUCUGUUCGAGGACACCAACCUGUGCGCCAUCCACGCCAAGAGAGUCACCAUCAUGCCCAAAGACAUCCAGCUGGCCCGCCGCAUCCGCGGAGAGCGCGCUUAAACGCCUGACUUCACAAGUCUUGAAACCCACCCAAAGGUUCUUUU
Messenger RNA from Carassius carassius (crucian carp), 473 nucleotides. Its product is annotated as histone H3-like. Gene Ontology annotation, molecular function: DNA binding; structural constituent of chromatin; protein heterodimerization activity. The record is from RefSeq and is a predicted model, not a curated record. Bases 19 to 429 code for a protein of 136 amino acids. Lineage: Eukaryota; Metazoa; Chordata; Actinopteri; Cypriniformes; Cyprinidae. Gene Ontology annotation, cellular component: nucleosome. The transcript has a single exon.